Asterias rubens (European starfish) is the source of this 360-nucleotide messenger RNA. Its product is annotated as protein yippee-like 5. Bases 1 to 360 code for a protein of 119 amino acids. The transcript has a single exon. The record is from RefSeq and is a predicted model, not a curated record. Lineage: Eukaryota; Metazoa; Echinodermata; Asteroidea; Forcipulatida; Asteriidae.
AUGGGGAGGAUAUUUCUUGAGCAUAUUGGAGGCACGAGAUUAUUCUCUUGUGCAAAUUGUGACACCGUUCUAACAAACAGGAUUGAGUUGAUGUCAACACGGUUUACUGGCUCAACAGGUAGAGCGUUCCUCUUCAAGAAGGUCGUCAAUCUAUCCUUCAGUGAGGUCCAGGACCGUGUCAUGCUCACUGGGAGACACAUCGUUCGUGACGUUUUCUGUAAAAACUGCGACUCCAAACUUGGUUGGAUCUACGAGUUUGCCACGGAGGAGAGCCAACGCUAUAAAGAGGGGAAAGUUAUCUUAGAGAGGGCGCUCAUCACGGAGAGCGAAGGAAUCGAGGAACACCUAGGAGAAAUAUGA